CCCUAUGCUUCUUCCAAGCAUCCGAAAAAAAAAUAAAAAUGAAACCAUACUCCCAUAUUCUCCUCCUUAUUCUCUUUUGCAACACUCCUUUCCUAGUCUCUUCUCAGUCAUUUCCAGAGCCGGAAACUCGCCGGAAAGUCCCCGACAACGAGACCAUAUACCGGGUUUCCAAGCAGCUAUGCUGGGGCUGCAUGGCCCAGUCGCUAGAAUUCUUGUUUGCCCACAAUUUGGUGAGGGCAGCCAAAUGGGAGCUGCCAUUUACAUGGGACUUCAACCUGGAAAACUACGCCAAAUGGUGGGCAGGGCAGAGGAGACGAGACUGCAAGGUGGAGCAUUCUUUCCCGGAGGACGGGUUCAAGCUGGGGGAGAAUAUAUACUGGGGUAACGGCGAUACAUGGACUCCGACUGAUGCAGUAAGGGCCUGGGCGGAUGAAGAGAAGUAUUAUAGGUACGCCACGAACACAUGCGAGGUUGGUGAAAUAUGCGGGCAUUAUACUCAGAUUGUGUGGAGGAACACGAGGCGGAUCGGAUGUGCUCGGGUUGUUUGUGACAGUGGUGAUGUGUUCAUGACCUGUAACUACGACCCGGUCGGUAAUUACAUUGGCGAGCGCCCAUAUUGAUGUUGCUGUAAUCUAUUGUGUUGUUUCGACCAUCUAUUGUGUCCUGUGUGGCAUAUAUAUAUAUAUAUAUAUAUGGGGAAAAAGUAUAUAUAUAUAGUAAAGGCUUGGAGUAGAAAAGUUCUAUAUAUAUAUAUAUGGUGUGAAGAAAUUGUAAGGUAUGCUCCAUUUGUAUUGACCUGCUCCUGCAGUUCCUCUUUGAACGGAUCAAUUAACGAAAUAAUUUCAUUGUUCAGGCAUUGA
Vitis riparia (riverbank grape) is the source of this 860-nucleotide messenger RNA. Its product is annotated as pathogenesis-related protein PR-1-like. The record is from RefSeq and is a predicted model, not a curated record. The transcript has a single exon. NCBI's taxonomy places the organism in Eukaryota, Viridiplantae, Streptophyta, Magnoliopsida, Vitales, Vitaceae. Gene Ontology annotation, cellular component: extracellular region. The coding region runs from base 39 to 620 and encodes 193 amino acids.